Cercospora beticola is the source of this 798-nucleotide messenger RNA. RefSeq lists its product as uncharacterized. Gene Ontology annotation, molecular function: RNA polymerase I cis-regulatory region sequence-specific DNA binding. Gene Ontology annotation, cellular component: RNA polymerase I upstream activating factor complex. Lineage: Eukaryota; Fungi; Ascomycota; Dothideomycetes; Mycosphaerellales; Mycosphaerellaceae. Gene Ontology annotation, biological process: nucleolar large rRNA transcription by RNA polymerase I. The record is from RefSeq and is a predicted model, not a curated record.
GCGCCGGCGUCAAAUUCUUCUGAGACGUCACCAACACAUGGCCACUCUUCCGGUGCGUGGUGUGGUGCCGGCGUCUCCGUCUCCCCAUGCUGGGAAGCGUCGCAGUAGGAAAUCGACUGUUGGAGAGACAGAAAAGCCUCAGACCAAGCGUCCUCGACCUCGGAGCGCCCCAGCCACAAGCCCGCGUCGCCGCAGUAUGAACACCUCGCCUGCAGAACCAAGCAAACUCCGCGUGAACCUCUAUGAUGCCGUUGCCGGCAGGGUAGGUUACGAAGGUCUCCUGCUCGAUCGAGCUGGUCAGCCACUGCCACCUGAUCAAGUCCUCUACAAUCGAGCUGGAGCGCCGAUUCGCUACGCAGAGACUGAUCCCUACUUCGCGCACCGGCAUCUACCUACAGACCGACGCCUUCCAGAGUCUGAUAUGCUCAAAGCUAUUCACGCCUAUGCCUCGGACUUCUACGCAUCUGGAGUCCUGGGCGAUUGUCGAGCUGACUUCAAGAGCUUGGACGAGACAGCGCUCAUCGCUCUAGGGAUCCUGCUCGAGGAAGCCGCCGCACAGUCGCUCGAGCAGACUGGUGACUUGGCAUUCGUGGAAGGCCUGGAACGACAAGAGGGGCUGUGAUCAUGUGUGGCGAUCCACAAGUUCCCUGAUGGGAAACAGCAGCUCAGAUCCUCAUGUAUCGGGUCCGAGAAUCAUCACGGUGCAGACCGCCAUCCCGUGACAGCGUGCAGAGAACAGUAAUCAGUCCAUUCUAUUUAGUCUGUACGCGAAUACGUAGACCAUGGACAUUAAUUAGC